AUGAAAUUGCCAUUCUUGCUCAACAGUGCUGCCAGGGCGUCUUCCGCUGGCGAACUUGAUAGCGUUUUCUCGAAGCUGCUUAAGGCGAUUCCACACCUAGAAGGGGUGCAGGUGUCUAAUAUCCUUAAUGUGCUUUCGAAGAAGGAUGUUGAGCACCGUAAGGAAUCGUGGCUCAGAGUUUCAGCGCAACUGCUGUCCACUAAUGCGAAACAAUGGGCACGGGGUGGUAUUCACAGACAGGGUGGAGCUGGCAAUCAGCUCAACAACCAGAAACCCUUACAGCAAGAUACACCUUCCACGAUUCUAACGAGCAUAAAUGCCACAAAUGCAAGCUCUUCAAACCAAAACGACAAUGAAUGCAGUUUUUCAAGGCGCAUUACGGGUUUGCCCAGCGUACUGGCAAACUACGACAUCAGGGACGUCAUCAUCAUACUGAACGCAUUCUCAAAAGUGGGAGUCAUGCCGCCAGAGUUAAUGCAAGCCGUAAUAAGGAUUGUAAUGUUACACCUGAAUCGCCUGGGCAGUCAGGAGCUGUCGAAGAUGCUUCACACGAUGGGGAAACACGGAAUGCUCGACGACGUCAAUGCAGUGCUGAAGAAGCACCGUCGCGGCAUUGAGGAAUGCAUAACCGACGAACGAGACUAUUCAAUGGCGCUGCGUGUCGUCAUGUUGAACCAAGACAAACUUAAAGAUUCGGAUGCCUUAAAUGUGCUUGUUGGAGUGAUCGACAACAAAUGCAAAGAGAUGAGCGAUAAGUCCUUGGCGAUACUAGUGAACUCCAUAGGCAGAUAUGGCAGAGACGAGAGGGGAAUGAUGCCACUACUGGCGCCGCUUAUCAUAAAACGUUUGCGUUCGGGGGGAUUUGAUCCCAUGUCCAUUUCCCAGAUGGCCAACGGUGUGGCGCGGGUAUCGUUCCUGAACGUGCAAUUGAUGGAUGAAAUCGCACGAAGGGUCGUCGAAAAUAUCGAACUCUUCAGUACAAGGUGCAAAGUCACCAUCCUGAAUGCUUUCCAUAAAUUGCGCUACUUCGACUCAAAGCUGUUUGACGCUGUGGUGACUGACCUCACCUCUUCUAACGCGGAUAUGACCCCACAAUGCAUCGCAAACACGAUCUCAGCAACUGCCCAUUUCAACAAGAAAAUGCGAGCAGAGAGCGUGAUUGGGCUUUAUAAAGCUCUUUGCCACCGCAUCUCCCAUUUCGAAUCAUUGCAAAGUUUCACCAUGCAGAAUCAGGUGAACAUUCUAAAUGGGCUUUCCAAGGUGGGUAUAGAAGAUCACAAGCUUUAUAAUCGCUUCGGUAACAACAUAUUAAACACCUCCGAGCACCUGAAGCCAAUAGAUGUUGCCAUAGUUCUCAACGCAUUCUCGAGGGCAGGGAUGGUGCACGGAAUAGUUUUGCGACUCUGCCAAAACAUUGGCGAUUACCUCUCUGGCAUGAAGGUGCAGGAAUUAACGUGUUCCCUCAACUCUAUAAACGGGCUUCGGAAGUGUAGCAAUUCACUCCAACGCGAGAUCGAUGAUACGACGUGGACGUCUGCGAUGAAUGCGAUCGCGAAUCAUAUGAUGAAAGAAGCUGAUUCCAUUUCUGAUUUCAGGCCACUGGACAUCCGACUCUCCAUUGUAAGCCUCGCUGAAUCCAGCAUAGUGAAUGAACCGCUAUACUCGAUGCUGCUUGACUGCCUGGCAUCAAAGAUGAAGCUUGCGUCGAUGUGGGAUUUAGUCUGCGUGUUUUCGGGCCUCCAUAAAGUCGGAUAUGCGGUAAACUCCAGACUGUUAGAUGCGGUGGAAGCGUCGCUGGAGUGCAUUGCUCCGGGCAAGGGCAGGGGGCACAACGAUGCUAAUGCACUCCGCGAUAUCAUACAGAGGAUGUCUCUUAACCACUCGCUAAUCGAAAAAUUGGCAGAAUAUGUAUGA
This is a messenger RNA of Babesia bigemina, 1914 nucleotides long. RefSeq lists its product as hypothetical. Bases 1 to 1914 code for a protein of 637 amino acids. Lineage: Eukaryota; Apicomplexa; Aconoidasida; Piroplasmida; Babesiidae. The transcript has a single exon. The record is from RefSeq and is a predicted model, not a curated record.